AUGACUAGCGUCAGCAACGCGGGGCAACCGAACCCCUCCUCCGACCUGCGCAUCGAAGUCAUCACGCAGGAAGAGGACUUCCACCAAGCCGCCGAAGUCUCGAUCAACGCCUUCGGUCAUCAAGUACACGAUGGCGUCUACGUGGCCAUGAACCCCGGCUGGGACACCCCCGAGGGCGUGGCAGCCUCCGGCGAACGCAUGGCGAGCCGUUGGCGCUCAAUCACCGAGGACAACCAAGGUCGCCCGAACACCGUCUUCCUCAAAGCGACAAUCCCGGACCCGGACAACGAGGGACGUCGUCGGAUCGCCGGCCUCGCCAUUUGGAUGCAGGCUUCAGCCGUGGAAGGCUACGGCGAGCCGCACCCGACGGACCUCAAGAAGGCUCUCGGCCUCGAGUCCUUGUACCCCGGCAACGAGUCCGAGCAGCGUUACCUCGCGCAGUGCAUGGCUUCGCUUCACAAGCAGCGCGCCGAGGUUAUCAAGCAGAAGGCGACGGCGAGCCCUCCGGCUGUGUUCGUUUUGGACCUCUGCGCCGUGGAUCCCAAGUUCCAAGGAAGAGGUGCUGCCAAGAGAAUGGUCCAGUGGGGCCUUGAUGAAGCUCAACGACGAGGUGGCAUCGAGUGCAUUCUCGAGGGAUCGAGCAUGGGAAGACACGUUUACUCCAAGUUGGGCUUUAAGCAGGAAGGCCCUGAGAUGGAGUACACUGUUGAUGAAGAGUUCUUGGACCGCAAGAGGCCGUCAAACAUCUUCAUGCGUACGGGAACUGCGUAG
Molecule: messenger RNA, 771 nt
Organism: Colletotrichum karsti
Lineage: Eukaryota; Fungi; Ascomycota; Sordariomycetes; Glomerellales; Glomerellaceae
Product: GNAT family protein
Exons: 1
Coding region: 1-771 (256 amino acids)
Molecular function (GO): acyltransferase activity, transferring groups other than amino-acyl groups
Source: RefSeq, a predicted model, not a curated record